AUGGCUAUUGAAAGACGCGCACCACGCGUCAACGUCGCCCCCAUAAAACCAAUGCUGCGCGCCUACGGUCUGGCAUAUCUGUUCACCACAGGGCCAAGAAUCUUCGCUUUCCUGAGGAAGAUCCGAAGAUCACAUCUGACAUUUCAAGAACAGGUGGCGGCACUCCGCAAUAUUCUCAUCACAUCUCUCCAGCUGAAUCGCUUUCCCACAGCAGCGGCUGUCUUAAUAGGCGGUGCAACCACGUUUCCGCGCCUCGUCUCUGCGAUCCUCCGAUGGACAAUAGUAACUCUCACGCGACAAAAUCCUUUACAUCUCGACAAGAACGGCGGUCUCUAUCUUCGGGCUUCUUGUUCUUUCCUAUCUGCGUGGCUUGCUUUCGGCCUCCUCAACCGUGAUGAAGAUUGGACUCGAAAGCGGGCUGAGUCCCGUGCAGCUGUUGUGGCCGACAACAGCACUGUACACGUGGCAAACCAACGAGACUUAUCUUUACCGUCGCGCCGUCCCUCCUACGCCGGCAAAACGAUUGAUUUCACCGCAUUCGCUUUCUGCCGAGCUUUGGACAUCAUGGUGAUAAGCGCUUGGUCUCGGACUCGAGCCAGAUCCUGGCAUCCGGAACAGCGAACUCCCUGGUUAGCCAACCUCCUGCGCAAGACCGCCGAUCCAUCAAUUUUCGCAAUGUCUGCUGCAGUCAUUAUGUGGUCGUGGUUUUAUGCACCCGAGCGACUUCCGCGAGCAUACAACCACUGGGUGUCGAAAGCGGCCGACAUCGAUCCUCGCCUCAUUCAAGCCCUCAGGUUGGCGCGACAAGGAAACUUCGUGUAUGGGGAGGAUAGAGGUCAGGCGCCUCUUCUAGCGAGUCUUUGUCGAGACCUGGGUCUUCCGGAAGAGUAUGGUGACCCUGCGAGAACCAUUCCCAUCCCGUGUGAAUUGUAUCAUUGCGGAAGCGGCAAAAGCUGUGAGGUUCACGCGCUCUCCCGAUUCUGCAGGAGUUGGGAAUUUGCCGUGGAAAUCUACGUGCCUCUGCAAGUGUUGGCGCUCCUCCGUGCACCGAGCAAGAGAUCUAUUCUGGAUGGUCUCCGAAAUGCAGCGAUCUCGUCAUCCUUCCUGGCGACUUUUGUUGCCUCAUUUUACUAUGCGGUGUGCUUGGCCAGGACUCGGCUUGGACCCAAGAUUGUGCCGUACAAGACGAUAACGCCGCAAAUGUGGGACUCGGGCCUAUGUGUAUUGGCCGGCUGCAUUGCGUGUGGAUGGUCCAUCCUCCUGGAGAAUCCGAAAAGGCGACAGGAGAUCGCCUUCUUCGCAGCACCGCGAGCUUUGGCGACACUGAUCCCCCGUGUCUAUGAGAAAAGGUAUCAGAGGAGGGAACAAGUCGUUUUUGCCGCAAGUGUUGCAGUCGUGCUCACGACCCUCAAGUCGAACCGGAAGCAGAACGUUCGAGGAGUGCUGGGGAGAUUGCUGGGUGGGAUCAUGAAAGAGUGA
Cladophialophora carrionii CBS 160.54 is the source of this 1479-nucleotide messenger RNA. RefSeq lists its product as uncharacterized. NCBI's taxonomy places the organism in Eukaryota, Fungi, Ascomycota, Eurotiomycetes, Chaetothyriales, Herpotrichiellaceae. The transcript has a single exon. Bases 1 to 1479 code for a protein of 492 amino acids. The record is from RefSeq and is a predicted model, not a curated record.